Messenger RNA from Sipha flava (yellow sugarcane aphid), 720 nucleotides. Its product is annotated as nucleoside diphosphate kinase-like. The record is from RefSeq and is a predicted model, not a curated record. Bases 179 to 694 code for a protein of 171 amino acids. The transcript is spliced from 5 exons. Gene Ontology annotation, biological process: GTP biosynthetic process; CTP biosynthetic process; UTP biosynthetic process. Gene Ontology annotation, molecular function: nucleoside diphosphate kinase activity. NCBI's taxonomy places the organism in Eukaryota, Metazoa, Arthropoda, Insecta, Hemiptera, Aphididae.
GGGUGCAUUUAACGUACAUACGGCCAUUUUGGACUUUGUCGUCAGAUAACCCUGACGCACCGAUCUUCCGCCGACCGCUGUCAAACGCUCAGGUCAGCCUUUGCACCAGUACCUAUAUACUUUUCCCGAAGAUAAAUCGCUGCUAGACCAUCCCGGUGGUCGCAUUCUCACGUUUUACAUGUUCAUUUGCACGAUACUAACAGCGUUUCAAAUACUCAUCAGACUAGUCAUGGGUGACCCGAACGCAGAACGUACUUUCAUCAUGAUCAAGCCUGACGGCGUGCAGCGUGGACUCGUUGGCAAGAUCAUCAAGCGAUUCGAGACCAAGGGAUUCAAGUUGGUGGCCAUGAAGUUCCUCUGGCCAUCAGAAGAACUAUUGAAGAAUCAUUAUGCUGAUCUGGCUGGCAAAUCAUUUUUCCCAGGUCUUAUAAAAUACAUGGCAUCUGGACCAGUUGUCGCUAUGGUAUGGGAAGGAUUAGAUGCUGUAAAAACUGGACGUUUUAUUCUUGGGGCGACCGACCCAAAAAAUUCAAACCCAGGUACAAUUAGAGGAGACUUAUGCAUCCAAGUUGGCCGUAAUAUUAUUCAUGGAUCUGAUGCAGUAGAGUCUGCCAACAAAGAAAUUGCCUUGUGGUUCACUGAAAAAGAAGUGGUCCCAUGGACAAAAACUGUUGACACAUGGAUAUAUGAAUAAGCAAUAAACAUGGUAUUAUUAUUUAA